Messenger RNA from Tetranychus urticae (two-spotted spider mite), 1973 nucleotides. Its product is annotated as putative cytochrome P450 4d14. Lineage: Eukaryota; Metazoa; Arthropoda; Arachnida; Trombidiformes; Tetranychidae. Gene Ontology annotation, cellular component: mitochondrion. The record is from RefSeq and is a predicted model, not a curated record. Gene Ontology annotation, molecular function: iron ion binding; heme binding; monooxygenase activity.
AAUAAAUUCAUUAAAAGUCAUCUUUUGUAAAUCUUUUAUGCAGCUUCAUUAAAGCUGAAUGAAAGUUGACGAAGGGCCAGUUUUAAUGAUCUUACACUUGAACUGAACUUCUAUUGCUUUCAAUAGCAAUACUUUCCAAAGAAAAGACGCACAUAAAAUUAAGGUACUCGAAGGUGUCGACAAACGAUUAAGCUGACCAGUUUGAUUGCAAUUCUAGACUGCAUUUCACUUCAUGAUUUUUAAUUUUUCAGUUAUCUAGUUUCUCAGUUGUUGACUGUUAUUUAAACUGUUCAUCGGGAGUGAAUUUUACCACAAUAUCUUCAAAUCAUGUUUAUAAUGACCAUAUCUGCAUUGAUUUUAUUUUAUGUAGCUUACUUGAUUUACAAUUGGAUAGUUUGGAUGAGAAAAUUUGACCAAUAUCCAAGUUAUUCAUUGUCGCCUUCACAGUGCAUUUUUGCCCUCAAAGAAAUUAUCAAAGGCCCUGAAUAUAUACUGAAAAAUUAUACGAGUAAAACGUAUAUCAAAUAUAUUCACCAGUUCAUUAAGCAUCAGGAUUACAUUGUUUUAUGGAUAACUUUUUAUCCAAUUUUGUUUGUCUUGAAAAGCAACUGUAUUGAGGAUUCGCUGAAAAAACAUAACGUCAAAACAAGCUUCACUCAAGCUUUUAAGCCUUUCCUCAGCGAUGGUCUGGUGCUGAAAAAUGGUGAAAGGUGGAAGAAAUUUCGUAAAAUUGGUGAAAUGAAUUUAAAGACUAAAAUGUUAUCCUCUUUUAUACCAACAAUGUCCAAACAUGGAAAUACGUUUAUAACUAAAUUAUAUUCAAAGACUGACUCAUGGGUUGAUUUACAGAAAAAUUUAUCUCUGACAACAUUUAAUGUUAUUAGUGAAUGUGCUAUGGGUAUAUCAACUGAAUCCGAUAAUUUACAGAACGAUGCUGAAACACUAUUCUCAUUGGCUCCAGAUGCUCCUGCAUAUGCAAUCAAGCGAUUGUUUAAUCCUUUGCUUUGGCCAGAAUUCAUUUAUCUUGGUUACUGUGAUUAUGCCACUUCAGGUAAAAUCAAAGUAUGCAGCACAUUAUUCAAGCACUUGGUAAACAAAGAAAUAUCAAGACAACAGAUUUACUAUGUAAACGACAUCGACCACUCUGACGAGGAAAAAGAAGAGAUUUUUUUGGACAAAAUCAGGGACAACUAUCUUUCUCAUUUGGUCAGUCUUUACAUCGAUGGAUUGAAUGGCAAUGAUGAUGAGAUUCCAAUUGAAGACAUCGAGUAUGAGAUCAAUAAUUUCAUUAUCGCUGGAUUUGAGACAGUUAAAGUAUCAGUAUUAUGGACACUAGCUUGCAUAGCUAGUGAACCUGAAAUUCAAGAAAGAAUUUACCGGGAAAUUAAUGAUGUAUUGGACGAUGAUGGUUACGAUAUUGAAAAGUUAAAUCAAUUGACUUACCUUGACUGUUGUGUACGCGAAGGUUUGAGGUUAUUUCCACCCAUAUUUAGCACCGGACGAACCUCACAGACAGAUGGUGCCUUUGCUGGCAGAUUAUUGCCAAAGUCAACUGAAAUAAUAACAAUAAUUUGGGCAGUUCAUCAUGAUGAGACGAUCUAUCCUGAACCAGAGAAAUAUGAUCCAGAUAGGUUUUCAUCAGAAAGAGUUGAAUCAAUUCCCAGCUCUGCUUGGAUACCUUUUGGAUUCGGGCCAAGGACUUGUAUUGGCUAUCGGUUUGCCCUUUGUGAAGCUAAAUUGUUGAUCUCUCUAAUAAUUAAACAUUUUACUAUUCAAACAAACAAAUUUUAUGAUCAGAUUGAUUUUACUGCAGUCAUUACUCUCAAACCGAUUGAACCAAUGCUUUUUAAAUUUACCCCAAGAGGACAAAUAUUGUUGUAACACCAAUCACUGUAAUUAAAUUAAAGAAACAUAAGAUUAAUUCUAGUAAUUAAGUUAAUAAAAUGAUAAUCCAUGAUCUUGAAUUAAUGAAA